CCCAAAUACGAUGGUUUUUAUUCGGGACUGUUCCUCCGUGGUCGGUCCUGGCGAUUCCAGCGUUUCCGGCUUGGUCCAUGUCGGCCCAGACCCUGAGUACAAAGGGGCCUUCGUGGCUCCCGGCUCCCAGACCCGCUGGGCAACCUGCCAGGCGCUUUGGGGCCCCUCUGACUCUGGCGACUUCGCAUCCGGGGCCCUCCGCUGCCACCAGAUCCUGGCCGGGAGAGGCCAGCUUCCUCUGACAGGCGCAGGGUCAGGGGGCUUCAGCGGGGCACAAGCCACCCGAAACGCCCCGCCGGACCUUCCUGUACCCCCCCCCCACGGUUUCAAAGAGCAAGAGAAAAGGGGGUGGGUGGGGCGAAAGGUGAAAAAGGCUUUUGCCCCGCUUCUGUCCUACUUUAAGGGCCUCUUUCCGGACAGUUUACCUCUCUGUCCGUGCAGGCGAGGAACGCGAAUUUCUGUUUGGGCAGAAAAAUCUGCAGUUUUGGCUGGCCACGUCGUGAAGGGGAGGGCAGGGGCUGCGGGGUCUCCUUCCAGGCCAAAGGCCUCACCCAUGUGGGAAAUCCCUCCGGUCUUUCUCCGGGCCAAACAGUCCCGGGGGAGGAAAGGAGGCUGUCUUGUUUUCAGGCCCAAAAUAUCCAAGCAGGCCCAGGGACAUGGGCGAAGCGCCCCUCGGUUUCACGCGUUUGCGAGAAUAUAA
This is a messenger RNA of Pantherophis guttatus, 700 nucleotides long. NCBI's taxonomy places the organism in Eukaryota, Metazoa, Chordata, Lepidosauria, Squamata, Colubridae. The record is from RefSeq and is a predicted model, not a curated record.